AUGUCCUGUAAGAAUCACACUGCGUGGUUGCAGCUAGCAACAAGCUCCUCAGCUUCCAAGCCUUUAAUAACAGUAAACGAUACCUCCCAGCUAGAGCAUAUUAUCAACACUCUUCCCGAUAGUGCAACGCAGACUCCAAGUCUUCUACUCUUCUUGGGAAAAGGGCACAAGAAUGUCGCAUUACGUCACCUGUUCCCCCAUAAUAAUUUCCGGAAACCUCAGUCAGACAGCUUUCUUGGGAUUAGGGUCGAAACGACGUCAAGGACAUGCCAAAGCCCCAUCAUUUUUGCCGACGGUUAUUUCACUGAGCAUAUAUUAGCACAGCAGAAACCCGCAUCUUGCCAUAAGUCUACUGCGCAUGUUGUAAACUGGCCAUGCACCGAACACCAGACCAUAAUGGACGCUUUGCUGUCCCGUGUAGUGCUGCCGUUCGUUAGUGUUUUAACGAUUUUUGUCGACGAUUGCGACGCGUUAGAAGACAUCCGCACUUUUUUGACACAGUGGGAUAUCUUAAGUUCGACUUUUCCUAAAAGGAUCCGCGCUCGUCUCAUCGUCGUAUCCUCUCAAAAAGAUCAAACGGGUCUUCGAAAAAUUUGCGCUGGACUUCUCAACAACACCAAGCUCUUCUCUCAAAUUACCACCUUCAUUAUUGAUGAACGUCUUUCUCAGCUAGCUAGACACCGCCCUUUGAAAGAAGAAAUUUUACGGCAAACUGAUCAAGUCAAAAAUGAGCUUCGUCAGCAUUGCUGGUUAUUCAGCGCUCGGCACCUUAAUGCCCUUAUCAAAGCAGCGCUCGCGCAUAGCACAGUGUCUCUACAGGACCCAUUUUACAUAGUUCAAGCCACGCGAGUAAAUCACUCCCUCAAUGGUAGUCAAGAUCACAUUAGUACUAUCAUUAAAGCAGGAAGAGAGGGAAUGAUAAUGUAUGAGGAUAUUAUUAGAUUCCUCGCUUCCAGCUUCUUUAUGGACGCAUAUCCCGCAGGCGGACACAGCUUCGCACCACGACACUUAUAUCGAUUAUUGUAUCGCCCUUCAUUCAUUAAGGCAUCGUCUGAAGCAUUUAAUGAAAGCAUGGGGGAGUAUCAAAGUCGCCGAGUGGAGAAGCACUUUUGUGCACUUUUUAAGUCAUUAAAAACCGUCCCAGCGAGUAGCAGUCGUACUGCAAGUAUAGGGAAUUAUUGGAAAGACAUUAAAACAACAAAGUCCUGCCUCUUUUGCUGUUUAAGAGUACCGCAGCAUAUGCUUAGUUGCGGACACGCCAUAUGCGAUACAUGCGUACGUAUCUUUGGAGAUUUAGAUCAAGGAAAAGAGUAUAACUAUACCAUCGCGGCAUGUAUCCUCUGCGGCACGACACCUAAGCCAGGCGCUCUGAAAGUUAGGAUCAAGCCUCCAACAGCUGGCACAAGGGUACUAAGCAUUGAUGGUGGAGGAAUUAGAGGUGUUGUUCCAUUGGAGUGUCUUUUGUUGAUACAGAAGGCCUUGGGGACCUGUCGUCUACAAGACUUUUUUGACAUUUCUAUAGGAACAAGUUCUGGAGGGUUGAUUGCUUUAACGCUAUCUCUCUACAAUUGGAGCGUGCAUCAAUGCGAUCAAACCUUCAACGGUGUUUUUGAGCAAUUCUUUCGGAAAACACAGGAUACAUCGGGUUCUUUGAUACGCAGGUGGCGUAACCAUCUGCGAACCUGGAUUACGGACGGGCAGUACAACACAGCUAAUCUAGAAACGCAGUUUCAGCGCACAUUUGGAGCUACCAGGCGUCUAAGAGAUCCAGCAACCUCCGCCUACGCAGGUGCGAAAGUUGCCGUAACUGCUACAAAUAUAACAGACUGCUCAGCGUUCUUGUUCUCGAACUAUAACAGCAUGAAGAAUAUCGAUGAAAGCCCAUUUGUAUGGGAAGCUGCUAGAGCUACCUCUGCCGCUCCAAUUCUCUUCCAAGUUGCACAUUUAGACUUGUUUGGAACAUACCAAGACGGGGCCAUGAAAAACAACAACCCUAUCAUAUUAGGACUCUGCGAAAGUCAGCUCAUCUGGCCUGGUGAUUGUAAAGAAGACAUCGUUCUGUCUCUCGGAACCGGCACUGAGCAAGAUCAGUCUCCACAUGCGCCCCACUUCAGGCAUAUCUUAAAAGACGGCUUCAUUCCUCGAAUCGGCCGUUAUAUUCCCUCUUCAAUGGAUGGAGAGGUCACUUGGAACGCUGUUAUCAGCCGCUUGGACCCUGAAACGCGAAAGAGAUACUUCCGUUUCAACGUCCACCUUAAUGAACCAGCCGCCAUCGAUGAUACGUCCAUGAUGCCGAAACUGCGUGAGGCGGUGAAUACUCAGCCUCACAUAUCCCGCGACAUUCAGGAGUUUGUCUUUUCUCUCUUGAUAGCUUCCUUCUUCUUCGAGCUUGAUUGUGUUCCACAGUUUGACAAUGGCUUCUAUCGCUGCGAAGGAUCAAUCCGAUGCAGGAACGACAGCCCCAAGGUCCUUGAACUGCUUGCUAAGCUUUCGCCAAGAGGUUUGGAUUUUAUCAUCGACUCUACUGGUCUUGGGGACCUCGAAGGACCAGCUGAUAUAUGUACCCAAUGUUCAAGAUUCAGGAAGAGAGUCAUUUUCCACGUGAGGCACCCGACUGAGAUCGUCACCAUAUACGUACGCGUUGGGCACGACCAUCGUUACGCAAUCGGCGGUUUUCCUCACAGCAUGCAAUGGUUAGUUCAACAGCAGUACCUUGAUUCUGUAUUUGGGCUUCCAGAUCAUAGAAGCUCAAAUGUCGGCGACUGUGAGCGGUGUAGGGCAUGGGAGCUGCCAAUGAAGCGAAAUUAUGUUUCAAAGUCAUCGCAGUUAGUAUGUAAACGUCUUCGCAUAUCGUGA
This is a messenger RNA of Mytilinidion resinicola, 2856 nucleotides long. RefSeq names its product FabD/lysophospholipase-like protein. Gene Ontology annotation, cellular component: membrane. The record is from RefSeq and is a predicted model, not a curated record. NCBI's taxonomy places the organism in Eukaryota, Fungi, Ascomycota, Dothideomycetes, Mytilinidiales, Mytilinidiaceae. The coding region runs from base 1 to 2856 and encodes 951 amino acids. Gene Ontology annotation, biological process: arachidonate metabolic process. The transcript has 6 exons.